Molecule: messenger RNA, 2270 nt
Organism: Diceros bicornis minor
Lineage: Eukaryota; Metazoa; Chordata; Mammalia; Perissodactyla; Rhinocerotidae
Gene: HOXA3
Product: homeobox A3
Exons: 2
Coding region: 51-1382 (443 amino acids)
Biological process (GO): regulation of transcription by RNA polymerase II
Cellular component (GO): nucleus
Molecular function (GO): RNA polymerase II cis-regulatory region sequence-specific DNA binding; DNA-binding transcription factor activity, RNA polymerase II-specific
Source: RefSeq, a predicted model, not a curated record
GGGUGUCAAGCCCCUGCCAGUGUGUGCGAUCGAGAUCGUGAAUCAACGCGAUGCAAAAAGCGACCUACUACGACAGUUCGGCGAUCUACGGUGGCUACCCCUACCAGGCAGCCAACGGGUUCGCUUAUAAUGCCAGUCAGCAGCCGUACUCGGGGCCCGGGGCACUGGGCGCAGACGGCGAGUACCACCGACCCGCCUGUUCACUCCAGUCGCCUGCCAGCGCCGGGGGCCACCCCAAGGCGCACGAGCUGAGCGAGGCAUGUCUGCGAACCCUGAGCGGCCCGCCCAGCCAGCCCUCUGGCUUGGGCGAGCCACCCCUGGCCCCACCGCCGCCCCAGGCCGCGCCCCCAGCCCCACAGCAGCCUCAACCCCCGCCACAGCCCCCUGCGCCCGCUCCUGCCGCGCCCCCGCCCCCCUCUUCAGUAUCCCCACCUCAGAAUGCCAGCAGCAACCCCGCCCCUGCCAGCGCUGCCAAGAGCCCCCUGCUCAACUCGCCCACGGUGGCCAAACAAAUCUUCCCCUGGAUGAAAGAGUCUCGGCAAAACACAAAGCAGAAAACCAGCGGCUCCAGCUCAGGGGAAAGCUGCGCCGGCGACAAGAGCCCGCCUGGGCAGGCGUCGUCCAAGCGGGCGCGCACGGCCUACACGAGCGCGCAGCUUGUGGAACUGGAGAAGGAAUUCCACUUCAACCGCUACCUGUGCCGGCCGCGCCGGGUGGAGAUGGCCAACCUGCUGAACCUCACCGAGCGCCAGAUCAAGAUCUGGUUCCAGAAUCGCCGCAUGAAGUACAAGAAGGAUCAGAAGGGCAAGGGCAUGCUGACGUCAUCAGGGGGCCAGUCCCCAAGUCGCAGCCCCGUGCCCCCCGGCGCGGGCGGCUAUCUGAACUCUAUGCAUUCUCUGGUCAACAGUGUCCCAUACGAGCCCCAGUCGCCCCCGCCUUUCUCCAAGCCCCCCCAGGGCGCCUAUGGGCUGCCCCCCGCAUCCUACCCCGCACCCUUGCCCACCUGCGCGCCCCCGCCACCCCCGCAGAAGCGCUACGCGGCGGCAGGUGCGGGCGCCGGGGGCACACCCGACUAUGACCCACACGCGCAUGGCCUGCAGGGCAACGGCAGCUAUGGGACCCCACACUUACAGGGAAGCCCCGUCUUCGUGGGGGGCAGCUAUGUGGAGCCCAUGAGCAACUCUGGGCCGGCCCUCUUUGGGCUAACGCACCUCCCCCACGCCGCCUCGGCCACCAUGGACUACGGGGGUGCUGGGCCGCUGGGCAGCGGCCACCAUCAUGGGCCUGGGCCAGGGGAGCCGCACCCCACCUACACGGACCUUACCGCCCACCAUCCUUCUCAGGGAAGAAUUCAGGAAGCCCCCAAGCUCACCCACCUGUGAUGGUGGGCUCGGGGCUGCGCGCCAGGAGAGCCCCCGGCCCCCCCACCUUUCUUCUUCUUUUGCAUUUUUUUGUUUUGUUUAGGGUUUUUCCUGUCCCUCCCUUUUCUCUCUCCUCCGCCCCCCCGGCUUCCCAUCCCCCACCCCAUUUUGUUUUCUUUGGUAACGCGUUUUUAUAGUUUAUGUGACGUAGCAAUCUUGGUUGCUGGAAUGGCUGUCAGUAUCAGUAGCGGUAUUUAUCUCCUCCCGCCCCUCACUCGGCCGCUGGCCCUGCACCCUUUACCUUCUCUACUCUUUGAUCAGAAACAGGGUAUAUGAACAAAUUUUCUAGCCGAGUUCUUCAAUGUGAAUUUGUUCGUACAUUAUGGCUCCCGAGAGGAAGCGAUUACUUUUAAAAAUUUUUUUAGUUUUUUUUUUAAUUGCACUUCUUGUAAAGAGCGAGAAAAAAAUCAAAGGCGCUUUGAAACAGGGGCUCCCUGUGCAAGGAUGACUAAGUGUACGUCUUUCCGUGUGUGUAUGCUGGUUAACAGUCAGAUUUAUUUAUAUUUUUUUUGCAAGCAUUGAAUAAUCUAAGUUUUAAAUAUUAUUUAUCCCCAUCCGUUCGUAUUUAUAUUAAAGAAAUUCUGUACCCUGAUUGUUCAGAAGGUUUCUUGGGCCUUUUGUUCAAUGGUGUAUUGGCGUACAUAGUAAAUUUUUUUAUUUGAAAGGGAAAUAUAAUUCCUUUAUAAAAACGGUAAUGAUGCAAUAAUAUCAGAGAGGAUCCAGCUUUUGACAGCAGUGAUUUAGGUUUGUAACAUCCGGCGAAACUGAAAAAAACAAUCUGUAAACGCGAAAAACGCUAGAUUUGUUUUGAGAGUUCUACAUUCCUUGCUGCUCACAUUCUGAGAAACA